Mastomys coucha (southern multimammate mouse) is the source of this 1104-nucleotide messenger RNA. RefSeq names its product secreted protein acidic and cysteine rich (gene Sparc). The transcript is spliced from 10 exons. Gene Ontology annotation, molecular function: calcium ion binding; protein binding; collagen binding. Gene Ontology annotation, biological process: anatomical structure development. NCBI's taxonomy places the organism in Eukaryota, Metazoa, Chordata, Mammalia, Rodentia, Muridae. The record is from RefSeq and is a predicted model, not a curated record. Bases 164 to 1072 code for a protein of 302 amino acids.
AGGCGGAGGGUGAGACAGACCCUGCCCAGAGCUCCAAGUGGCUUCCUGCUGCUUGCCUCUAAACCCCUCCACAUUCCUGCAGCCCUUCAGACCGCCAGAACUCUUCUGCCGCCUGCCUGCCUGCCUGCCUGCCUGCCUGCCUGUGCCGAGAGUUCCCAGCACCAUGAGGGCCUGGAUCUUCUUUCUCAUCUGCCUGGCCGGGAGGGCCCUGGCAGCCCCUCAGACGACCGAAGUUGCUGAGGAGAUCGUGGAGGAGGAAACCGUGGUAGAGGAGACAGGGCUACCUGUGGGUGCCAACCCAGUCCAGGUGGAAAUGGGAGAGUUUGAGGACGGUGCAGAGGAAACUGUCGAGGAGAUGGUGGCCGACAACCCCUGCCAGAACCAUCACUGCAAACAUGGCAAGGUGUGUGAGUUGGACGAGAGCAACACCCCCAUGUGUGUGUGCCAGGACCCCACUAGCUGCCCUGCUCCCAUUGGCGAGUUUGAGAAGGUGUGCAGCAAUGACAACAAGACCUUCGACUCUUCCUGCCACUUUUUUGCGACCAAGUGCACCCUGGAAGGCACCAAGAAGGGCCACAAGCUCCACCUGGACUACAUCGGACCCUGCAAAUACAUCGCCCCCUGCCUGGAUUCCGAGCUGACUGAAUUCCCUCUGCGCAUGCGUGACUGGCUCAAAAACGUCCUGGUCACCUUGUACGAGAGAGACGAGGGCAACAACCUCCUCACUGAGAAGCAGAAGCUGCGUGUGAAGAAGAUCCAUGAGAACGAGAAGCGCCUGGAGGCUGGAGACCACCCUGUGGAGCUGCUGGCCCGAGACUUUGAGAAGAACUACAACAUGUACAUCUUCCCUGUCCACUGGCAGUUUGGCCAGCUGGACCAGCACCCUAUUGAUGGGUACCUGUCCCACACUGAGCUGGCCCCACUGCGCGCUCCCCUCAUCCCCAUGGAACAUUGCACCACACGCUUCUUUGAGACCUGUGAUCUAGACAACGACAAGUACAUUGCCUUGGAGGAGUGGGCCGGCUGCUUUGGCAUCAAGGAGCAGGACAUCAACAAGGAUCUGGUGAUCUAAGUUCACGCCUCCUGCCGCAAUCCUGAACUCUC